AAAUUGAUGUAUAAUCCCUGGAUGUUUUUCCCAUUUUCUCCAAAAUGAGCUUCAUGAGUCUGGACUACCUGGACUUCAGACCUUUAUCACCCAUCAGCAGAAGGGUGAAAUUUGCCAUGAAUUCAGAUGUAAUUUGGGGUUGACUGAAGCUUGUUAAUGAACCAGCUCAUCUUCUGAACAUUAAAAAGAAGAAAGCUGCAGAAAGUCUGUGGUUUGAAGCGUAUCAAAAGAUAAUGGGCCCUCCACAGAUUCAGGGAACUCCAGCUCUCCCUAAAAUGGGGGUCCGGGCUCGUGUGUCAAAUUGGUCAAAGAAGCAGGAUGUUAAGGAUGUCCAGGCUCCUCCAAGGUUUGACAGCCUGGUACCAAGCAGGGUAUAUGAACCUUCAAAUAAGCUGCUGGAGAAUGACCAGGACAUCCAAAGUGGAAUGGAGAGGAUGUUCCAGGUCUCAGAUAUCCUGGGUUCUUCAUCCAAGAGUCUUGUUGGGAUGAAGAGGAGCAAUAGCGAAGUGACUCUUAGCGACUUUGGAUCUGAGGAUGUGGAUCCAGUUGCCAUUAAUCCAAACACUGGCACUACUCUGAACCGAAAAUUCGAGAGCACUUGCAGUGUGGAAUGGAGUUCAUCAGACUUCUUGGAGGCUUCGAGGAUGGACCAGGAGCCCAGUGCACCUCCUCCUAUCCCUGAGCCAGUGUCAAUGCCCACUGUUGUGUCUCCCAGCCUGCAGGCUGCUGCCCAGAUUGCUCGUGGGGACAUCUUUUUCAUGCCGGAGCAGGACUGUAUGGAUCCGUUGGCUUACAGCCCAGACUCAAGCAAAGCUCAUAGAAGGAAGAUGGAGAUGUCCCUCUUAGGACUCCUGAGGCCUCAGAAGAGCAACAGGAAUGAGGUUCAGCAGGAGGUCAGGUCAACUUUGACCCCUCACAGAUGUUUCUCUCAUUAUGACGUACAGAGUGUCCUCUUCACUGCUGGUGUGCCACAACCAGAACUUUUUCAUUCCUCUUCAGAAGCUCCUGACCUGCUGCCAUCAGUUAGACACAAUGAACUCGAUGCAGACACAAGGCGCGGCAGUUUGGUUCUCACCCAUUCUCAGUUCCUUAGUGAGACUGGAGGGGACAUGGAAAACAGUCUGGACCUGACCCGGUCCUGCAGUUCUAACAGCAUCAAUGCAGUACACAGUUACAGCAGCAAGACAACACUGGGUAGCUGCACCAAUGCUGCUGUGUCUGUCCUUGAGGCCUGCUCAGAAACUCAACUGUGUUCUACAAAUCUCAUGGGGAACUUUGACUUUGAGCACUUGGACCUCGGAGCCAAUUACUACCAUAAAUAUUUCUACAACAAAGAUCACCAGAACUAUCUGGGCUUUGAUCCAAAGUUUGGUCCAGUGUCCCUGAGCAUUCGACGGGAGGCUGUGGAUGACAGAGCCAACCCCAUAAAUUUCAAUUACAGGAUCAUCCUCCGGACCAGUCAGCUGUCCACCCUCAGAGGAUCCGUUAUGGAGAACUCAGUCCCUUCUUCAUCCAAACACGGGACUUGUCGAGGUCUUCCUCUAAGGGAUGUCUUAGAGUUUGUGGUUCCUGAACUAAAUAUUCAGAGCCUAAGAGUGGCUAGCAGUUCCCCAAGAGUCUCUGAUCUGCUGCUACAGCUGGACCAGCAGGAGCUCGUCCUGCAGCACAGAGUGGGCCUGUUGCUGUGCCGGAACCGGCCCACUGCAGGGGACCCCAGUGAGACCAGUAGCCCCGCCCUGAAGCAGUUCCUAAACCUGCUCACCCACCAGGAUCCAAUGAAGGGUUUCUACAAGUACCAAGAACAGCAAAAGUCCUCUGAUGACUCCACAGAGACACAAUCAGUUUACACGACGUUCAGAGAAUUCCAGCUGAUGUUCCAUAUUUCCACCCUGCUGCCUGCUGCUGCUGCUGAUGCUGCUCAGAUGCUGAGUACGCAUCUCGUCGGGAACAACACAGUUACAGUGAUUUUCCAGGAACCCGAUGCGCCACCCUUUAACCCACAAAACAUCCGCUCCCACUUCCUCUGUGUAAUCAUCGUCAUCACAGUGCACCGACCGUGCACCCAGCAUACCUAUUACAGUCUUGCAGCAUUCAGAUCGAGGGGCAUCCCGCCCUUUGGGCCAUCAAUCCGGUCUGGUUGGAUGUUUCCAGCCUCACAUGCCUUCAUCGACUUCCUGCUGACAAAGAUCAUUAAUGCCAAACAUGCCACCCUCAAGUCUAAGCCAUUUCUCACCAUGGCGACCCAUAGCCGACGGGAGCAGCUAAAGCAGUUGGUAGAGACCUUUGUGACGUCGACACCGUUAGACCUUCCCUCCAAUGCCCGGUUCAGCUUUAUUUCUUUGGCUGGCAAGAAGAAGGACCGCCUCGCGCCACAGCCACUCUCCUACCUGCAGAGCGCCGGCGCCCUCACCUGGAGCGUGACGGUCAGGGACCCAAGCAGCUCUGCUGUCGUCGCCUGCCGACUAGCUAUCUCAAGUGAGUUGGUGGUGUUGAUAGACGAGGCAGGCAGGAAGGUGGUGUUCAACUGUACUUGCAGAGACGUGAUUGGCUGGAGCACCGCACAUGGGUCCGUCAAAUUGUUCUACCAAAAUGGGCUCCAUGUGGCAUUUUCUACACGAGACGGCCGCUGGGAGGACUCCACAGAGAUCACACAGAGAUUGCAGUUGGUGACCCAAGGCGCUGCGGCAGCGAAUGUGACCCUGAGGAGGAACCGCCUUGGUCAGCUCGGCUUUCACAUCAACUUCGAGGGCGUGGUGGCAGACGUCGAGUCCCACAGCUUUGCCUGGCAGGUGGGACUUCGUCCUGGCUGCAGGCUGGUGGAAAUCUGCUCCGUCGCUACGGUGACGCUUUCUCAUGAGCAGAUGAUUGAGCUGCUGAGGACAGCGACAAACGUCACUGCCGUCGUCCUCCCACCGCACAGAGACGGGACGCCGCGAAGGAGCUUCUCUGAAACCUACCGGCUGCCUCUCCUAGAGGUCAAACUGGACUCUGAUGUCACUUCCUGCACCUGUAGAGCGGUUUCACCCAACUUCCAGCCUGCUGCCCCGCCCACACCCAGAGUAAUGACCAGUCCAAUCAAACGGACGAACAGCGCUGACAUGAAGGAAGGAAGCAGAUCACCUCCUCAUUGGUUGAUUGGCUCUGAUGAAAGCCCAGAUUCCACGCAAGACAGGACUGGUUGGACUGGUGGGGUCAAAGAACGCAAACACCGUCCUCUUCAUGUGACCAAAGCCUCAAGUCCGACAGACGGAGACAGCAGCAGCACGCAGCAGACGUUUGGAGCCAAAAGUUGCUCAAGUUGCAGCAACACAUUGUCCAGCAAUAGUAGCGACGGCAAAGCUUCCUGUCCCCGACUCAUCGGUCUCAGAGGGGUGUCGGUAGACAGCGGCGUAGACUCCACCCACUACCCCUCGUCUGUGCUCCCUCAGGUUGCCGGGGCAACACUGGUACUUGCAGAUGUCCUGAGGAAGGAACCAGCUGCCUCCAACAGCCACAGGACUGACCUAAGUGGACCAGGUUCUCUUGCUAGGUCCAGAUGUCAGCCAAUAACAGACAUGUUUGUAGCCAAGAAGUCCAACAACAGAGCCUCCAGCGUCUUGGUCUCAUCUCCACAGAACCGUCUGACUCGAAGCAAAUCAUGUGACAGCUUGUUGCUCGUCAGCUCUGGUAGGUCGUCGCAGAUGCCGGUCCUCCUGCAGCGGCGCCAUCACAGCGUGACGCUGCCGAUCAUCCGACAUCAGCCGGCGCCUCUUCAGAAAGCUGCAGGCAGGUUUUCAUCAUCGUCUCUGGCUGACAACAAGCUUCGUUCCAUUCAGAAAGUGGCAUCACGCUGCACUGCCUUGGACAGUGACAUCACAACGUCCCUCUCGGGUAAGCUGUCACAGCUGGAGGAGGUUCUUCAUCAGCUCCAGCUGGAGCUCCUAAAGGAGCAGCAGGACAAGGCGGCGCUGCAGGAGCAAGUUCUGAACCUCCGUCAGGAUAACCUCCGUCUGCAGGAGGAGAGUCAAAGCGCUGCCGAGCAGAUUCGACGCUUCACCUCCUGGAUGGUGCGCAGAGGAUCGUUGCCAUAGCAACACAACCAACUACAGCAACUCGGCUGUGAAGAUGACCAAUCGGGACAGCCCACUCCUCCUGUUAGCAGGACUGUUUUGGAUUUCCCUGGAAAAAGAAACCCAGAACAAAUAUGUUUACAAGUUAUGAACUUUUUUUUUUUUUUAACUCAGCUAUCUGUUAUCAGGCAUCAGAGCAGAAUCGAGCCAACAUUUCCAGACGUGAUGUUACAGAACUGACGGCCCUCUGGUUAAUUAGGGCUAAAGUCUUAUGUCGUGUCAAAAUUUGAAAGCUGUUUAAAGUGUAUACCUGCUGGAUGUUGUUAUAGUUUCUCCCAACAUUAAAAUAAAAUGACUGUGAUAAUUA
Messenger RNA from Cyprinodon tularosa, 4416 nucleotides. Its product is annotated as signal-induced proliferation-associated 1-like protein 2. Gene Ontology annotation, biological process: activation of GTPase activity; regulation of small GTPase mediated signal transduction. Gene Ontology annotation, cellular component: cytoplasm. The transcript is spliced from 17 exons. Gene Ontology annotation, molecular function: GTPase activator activity; protein binding. The coding region runs from base 234 to 4070 and encodes 1278 amino acids. The record is from RefSeq and is a predicted model, not a curated record. Lineage: Eukaryota; Metazoa; Chordata; Actinopteri; Cyprinodontiformes; Cyprinodontidae.